Molecule: messenger RNA, 462 nt
Organism: Alternaria infectoria
Lineage: Eukaryota; Fungi; Ascomycota; Dothideomycetes; Pleosporales; Pleosporaceae
Exons: 1
Coding region: 1-462 (153 amino acids)
Source: RefSeq, a predicted model, not a curated record
AUGAAGCGGUUCGCCGAUCAAAAGUUCUCAUUCAAUGAGUUCAUGCACGAGCGGACAAAGAUCGAGAUCGAGCGCCGAGUGAGUGCUGAACUAGAUAAGCGCCUGCUACCGCACAAAGCCCACGAGUCGGAACUUCGAGAGCAGAUCUAUACCCUCGUCGACGCGAAGUACGACGAUAUCGACUCCACGAUGGUUACCUUCAUCAACACUGCCUUCGCAGACGGCGAGCGAAUCGGCCGCGACAUCGGCUUCAAGGCCGGCUUCCGUAUGAAGAGGACCCUGGAGGAGCUUGAGCUCUCAGGCGGAAACGUCCCCAUCAGCGUCUGCGAGCCUUGGAUACAGGUUGCUGUCGACGAUGCCGCCGCUAUGAGCCUCGAGGCGACCCGCACGAAGCCAAAUCCUAUGCCGACAACAUACGACCAAGCAUGUGCCAUCCUCAAGAAAGAUAUCGUCAAGCAAUGA